Plodia interpunctella (Indianmeal moth) is the source of this 1756-nucleotide messenger RNA. RefSeq names its product carboxypeptidase B-like. Bases 457 to 1725 code for a protein of 422 amino acids. Gene Ontology annotation, biological process: proteolysis. The record is from RefSeq and is a predicted model, not a curated record. The transcript is spliced from 6 exons. Lineage: Eukaryota; Metazoa; Arthropoda; Insecta; Lepidoptera; Pyralidae. Gene Ontology annotation, molecular function: zinc ion binding; metallocarboxypeptidase activity.
GACGUAAUCUUGUUGAAGUGUUAACUGUUUUAUGCUGCUCCGUACUCACAAAAUGUUAAUCUAGAAGUUAAAAUUUGAGUUCGCUUAAUUAUUUUUUUUACUAAUCAUACUUAUUAUACUAAUGAUAUCAUACAAUAUCCAGGCAUUUCUAUAGAACAUUAAAUUGAUUCAAAUUAUAACCUAUAUAAUUUUGGUUUCAAAUCUUCUUCUAGUGAUAGAUAGGUACUAUAAUUUACAAUUGGUUUUGAUCUUAAACCAAACUAAAUCGAUUAGGAUUUCUAAAAAUAUGACUUUUAUUUUAUGUAGUCAAUUAGAUGAGACCAAGAUUACAUUUAUUACUAACAUGUAUCGGCCGCGUGAAGGAUUAAGUCAAUAAAAUGUAUCUUAAAGAUUGUGAUAACUAUAGCUGUUUAUUAUAUCAGCUAUCAGAAAAAUUAGUUCAGUUUGGUGGCGAAAAUGGAACGGUUGGUGGUCUGCUUGCUUCUGGUUUUAGGUGCCGUCUACGGUCGCCACGAAAAAUAUGAAGGACAUCAGCUAUUUAAAGUUGCUGGUACAGCAGAAAAGAUAGCAGAAUUGUAUGAACAAUUAGAUAUUCUAACUGCUACGCCAUCAUCUCGUUCCGAAUCUGGUUACGUCGAGGCCUUGGUUAGACUGUCUCCAGAAGAAAGACUGCAAUGGCUGAAAUACUUCGACGCGAAUAGUAUGCCUGUCUCGAAAAUUGCCGACAAUCUUGCUGAAAUUAUGCGUGGUGAAGAAGCUAAAAUAAAGUCCAACAGAAUAGCAGCCAAACGAAGUGGUCGUUCAAUAAGUUGGGAUACAUAUUACAAUCACGAAGAGAUCAACGAAUAUUUGGAUGAAUUGGCAGCUGAAUACCCUGACUUAGUCACUGUCAUUAAUGCAGGUCUGAGUUACGAAGGCCGCCAGAUCAAAUAUGUGAGGAUUUCUACGACCAGGUUCGAAAAUCUCCAGAAACCGGUGAUUGUUAUUGACGCAGCUGUACAUGCCAGGGAAUGGGUCACUCCACCUGUAGCUCUGUAUAUCAUCAACCAACUAGUGGUAGCUGCUGCAGAUAGUGUUUUGACUGAGGGCAUCGACUGGGUCAUUAUUCCUCUUGCCAAUCCUGACGGCUACCAAUAUUCUAUUGAGGAGGACCGUAUGUGGCGCAAGACUCGUUCUCGCUCCCAUGCUAGUUCUGACGCGUGUCCCGGAGUUGAUGGCAACCGUAACUUCGACCACCACUGGGGAACCAAUGCAGCUGCUGCCAACCCUUGCGCUAUUAUCUUUGAAGGACCCUCUGCCUUCUCCGAGCCCGAAGUCCGUGUCAUCAGAGAUGUCGUGUUGCAACAAUUGUCUCGAACUUCACUGUACAUAUCUCUGCACAGUUUUGGCAAUAUGUUCCUUUAUGCCUGGGGCAAUAACGGAACUCUACCCGCGAAUGGGUUGAUUCUACAUCUGGCUGGAGUCACCAUGGCAACAGCGAUUGAUGAACUCGCCCUUGAUAAGGCGGACCCAUAUAUUGUUGGAAAUGCUGCAAACGUGCUGUACUACACAACUGGCACUUCUCGUGAUUGGACUCGUGCAGUCGGAGUGCCCCUAACUUACACCCUGGAACUCCCCGGGUAUGAAUAUGGAUUCCUUGUUCCUCCAGAGUAUGUUGAGCAGAUCGUCACCGAAACUUGGGCCGGUAUUGCCGCCGGAGCACAUUACGUUCUCAGUUCUUGGUAAAUAAUUAUGAAUUAAAGUGGGUAAAUUUUUC